AAGUUGUACAAUCUGUUAUUCUGAACAAGCAGAUUCACGAGCCGCCCAUGUUGAUCGAGCACAAACACACCCAUCCCGUUAACAUUCUGCAACUUUUUACUAAGUACGUCUUAAUGAUUUGGUUUGUAUGCACUUUUGGACAUUUUUGGCUAAAUAUUUAAUGCUGUCGAGAUCGUGAUAACGGAAACUAUAUAACAUGGGUUCGACGAACUCCACCCUGAUAAAAAUCCCAAACGUCGAUGAGUUGAUUCAAGAAACUGGCUUCUCAACUGCACAUAUUAUACGUUUGCAUGACCGCUUCAAAGAGCUAGAUAAAGAAAGAAGAGGUUACCUCUGUCCUCAGGAUUUUGGAGCAAUAAAAGGACUGGCAAUAAACCCCAUAGGAGACAGAAUAAUAGGUGCUUUCUUUUCCCCUGGGAGGGAAACAGUGGACUUCUACACUUUUGUGAAAAUCCUGGCUCAUUUCCGACCUGCUGACAACAGCCGACCCAAAGAAUCCAGUUCUCCUGAACCCAUCAAUAGCAGGACCAACAAACUCAAAUUUGUUUUUCAGAUGUAUGACAUUGAUAAGGAUGGCAAGAUAUCCAGAAUUGACCUUUUAAAGGCUCUCCGGAGCAUGCUGGAGAUGCAGGUGACAGAGGAGCAACUAGACAGCAUAGUAGACCGCACUAUACAGGAAGCAGAUUUAGACGGAGAUGAUGCCAUAUCGUUUGAGGAGUUUCGCAAGUCCUUGGAGAAGGUCAACAUUGACCACAAGAUGAGCAUUCGCUUCUUGCGUUAAAGCAACACAGAAAAGUGACUUCGCAGACCUCACAUACAUCACAAAAAUCAAUUUCAUCUCCUAAUCUGAAGAAAUGCAGGGAAUAUCUUUACAGGACAAUGUGACGGAUAAAGCGAUUGUUUGGUAUUUGAAUGCACUGCUAAUUUCAACAUGGAACAGUAUUUUCAACUACAUUCUGACAAAUUUAUAAAAUGUUUAACUAUGCAUCAAAAAAGUGUUUAUGUAACAUAAAUUGAACUGAUAUAUUUAUUUAUCAUCUAAAUAUAUUUUAAUUCGAACAGUUUGUUGCUGCAGGGAAAGAAAGAGUGAUGAUAAGUGAAUUGUCUUCAUAAUGGCCAGCGUUGGUAUUGUAUGUACAGGUUAUCUAAACAUAAGGGAAAAUUUCAUGCUUGAUUUUAAUGUUUUGAAGGGGUUUUUAAUGCUGGUUUAUACAAUUUGGACUAUAAGCUUCAUAUGACAGGCUAUUACACAGUAUUAGGCCUGUUUCUUUUCUAAAAACAGCCUCUAAAGACAGCUCAUAGACUAUUUGUAUUAAACUCUGACUGACAUUCAAAAAUGAAUUAAAAUGUGACAUGAUUCAUCA
This is a messenger RNA of Triplophysa dalaica, 1364 nucleotides long. It is a transcript of the gene chp2, whose product is annotated as calcineurin-like EF-hand protein 2. Gene Ontology annotation, molecular function: calcium ion binding. The record is from RefSeq and is a predicted model, not a curated record. Bases 197 to 781 code for a protein of 194 amino acids. Lineage: Eukaryota; Metazoa; Chordata; Actinopteri; Cypriniformes; Nemacheilidae. The transcript is spliced from 7 exons.